CGUCACUUUUCGACUUGGCGUUAUAGAUUCUCCCAUGGAUCGCUUUCUCUCGCCGGACUACAAUUUCCCGGCGAUCACUCGCUGUAACUUUCCUCAUCCUCCAGUAUCAUCGACCCAGUCGCCGCCUUCAUCCAGUUUUCCGGCAAUCACUCGCGCACAUCUUUCGCCGGAGAUGGAGUCACUGGAAGCGGUGGAGAAGAUCGUGAAAUACAGUUUCGUGAACAAGAGUCUCCUCAAGGAAGCGCUUACGCACACUUCCUGUGCCGACUUUCCUUCCUACGAGCGGCUCGAGUUCGUAGGCGAUAGCGCCAUAGGUCUGGCCCUCACCAAUUACUUAUACCUCGCCUACCCUAACCUCGAACCUCACGAGCUGUCUCUGUUGAGAGCCGCUAAUGUCAGCACCGAGAAACUAGCUCGUGUCGCACUCGACCAUGGUCUCUACCGGUUUCUCCGACGCAAUGCUCCUUCCUUAGAUGAAAAGGUUUUAGAGUUCUCAGAGGCGGUGGGGAAAGAAGACGAUUCGGUUUCUUAUGGUGGAUUAGUGAAAGCACCGAAAGUUCUCGCCGACCUCGUUGAGUCUAUAGCUGGAGCUGUGUAUAUUGAUACUAAUUUUGAUCUGGAGAGACUCUGGGUGAUCUUCAGGGGUCUUUUGGAGCCUAUAGUUACACUGGAUGAUCUGCAGCGGCAACCUCAGCCUAUUAGUAUGCUUUUCCAAUUAUGUCAUAAACACGAGAAGAGAAUCGACAUAAGGUAUUUGAAAGAUGGCAAAAGCAGCGUCGCUGGUGUUUAUCUUGAUGAUGAGUUAUUUGCUUCUGGUCGUGCUGAGCAUAGAGAUAUCGCAAAGCUGAUCGCUGCUAAGGAAGCAGUACGGAAGUUGUCAGAAUGUACGCCUAUUGCAAUGGUGAUUGAUGAAGGUAGUUUAGAGGUAGAGCUUGAAGAUUGCAAAAUGAAGCUUAAUGAGAUUUGUUACAAGAAAAAGUGGCCUAGACCAAUUUACAGUGUUGAAGAAGGAGGCUCGGUAAAGGGGAAGGGAUUUGUUUGUUCAGCUAAAAUAGAGAUCCCAAGUCAAAAAGGUGCGAUAUAUGUGAAGGGGGAUGAGGAAUCCAAGAAAAAGAAAGCAGAAAACUCCUCAGCCUAUCACAUGAUAAGAACCCUUAGAAAAUACAAUUAUCUCUAAUGGGUCUUGCAUGAUGUUGUAAAAUGUAAAAAAAAAAUUUGCAUUUUGAGUCAUUAAAAAAAAAAGCUUCUUGUUGUCUUUAUAGGGUGAUAGGUGAAAGAAGAAGGCCCUGUGUUGGUUUUAGGCAAAAGGUCUGUAUGUGCUGAAAACGCUUAUUACUCUCAAUUUUCAUGCUGCUUUAUAGAAUAAGAUGGGUCAAGAAAAAAUAAGAUAGGGUUAUUACUCCUUCCAUGUG
This is a messenger RNA of Eutrema salsugineum, 1412 nucleotides long. Its product is annotated as ribonuclease 3-like protein 2. Bases 35 to 1177 code for a protein of 380 amino acids. Gene Ontology annotation, biological process: siRNA processing. The record is from RefSeq and is a predicted model, not a curated record. The transcript has 4 exons. Gene Ontology annotation, molecular function: ribonuclease III activity; RNA binding. NCBI's taxonomy places the organism in Eukaryota, Viridiplantae, Streptophyta, Magnoliopsida, Brassicales, Brassicaceae. Gene Ontology annotation, cellular component: nucleus; cytoplasm.